Molecule: messenger RNA, 1597 nt
Organism: Glossina fuscipes
Lineage: Eukaryota; Metazoa; Arthropoda; Insecta; Diptera; Glossinidae
Gene: gammaTub23C
Product: tubulin gamma-1 chain
Exons: 5
Coding region: 114-1484 (456 amino acids)
Biological process (GO): meiotic spindle organization; mitotic spindle organization; microtubule nucleation
Cellular component (GO): nucleus; microtubule; gamma-tubulin complex
Molecular function (GO): structural constituent of cytoskeleton; GTP binding
Source: RefSeq, a predicted model, not a curated record
GCAACACUGCAUUGCUUGAUUGUAUGUCAAGUUUGCUUUGUACAACAAAAUUUUGUUUGUUUUGCAUUUCUUAUUUGGUUCGUAACGUCUUGCCGCUGGCCUAAGUUGACAAAAUGCCCAGCGAAAUUAUUACACUGCAGUUGGGUCAGUGCGGUAAUCAAAUUGGUUUUGAGUUUUGGAAGCGCUUAUGUUGGGAACAUGGAAUUUCACCUAACGGCGUCCUUGAAGAUUUCGCUACUGACGGAGUAGAUCGCAAGGAUGUGUUUUUUUAUCAAGCUGACGAUGACCAUUAUAUUCCGCGGGCUGUGUUAUUAGAUCUAGAGCCCCGUGUUAUACAUACAAUAAUGAGCUCUCCCUAUGCCAAACUUUACAAUCCUGAGAAUGUUUAUCUCUCAAAGCAUGGUGGUGGUGCUGGUAAUAAUUGGGCAUCUGGUUAUAGCCAAGGUGAAAAAUUACAGGAGGAAAUAUUUGAUAUCAUCGAUCGUGAAGCGGAUGGCAGUGAUUCCUUGGAAGGUUUUGUUUUGUGUCAUUCGAUAGCUGGCGGUACAGGUUCAGGCAUGGGUUCCUAUAUAAUGGAACGUUUGUCUGAUCGUUUUCCUAAAAAGCUCAUACAAACAUAUAGUGUUUUUCCUAAUCAGGAUGAAAUUAGUGAUGUGGUGGUACAACCAUACAAUUCUUUACUGACCUUACGUCGUUUAACUAGCUGUGCGGAUUGUGUAGUAGUACUAGAUAAUACAGCUUUAAAUCGCAUAGCCACUGACCGCUUGCAUAUACAAAAUCCAAGCUUUUCGCAAAUCAACACUUUGGUUUCCACCAUAAUGUCGGUGAGCACUACUACUCUGCGAUAUCCUUCGUACAUGAACAACAAUUUAAUUGGCCUAACCGCACCCUUAAUUCCGACACCUCAAUUACAUUUCCUUAUGACUGGUUAUACUCCCCUUAGCACCGACAGUGAUCAACCAGUAAAUGUGCGUAAAACUACAGUAUUAGAUGUUAUGCGUCGCUUAUUACAACCUAAAAAUAUGAUGGUAUCUACCGGUCCAGAUAAAACCAAUCAUCAUUGUUACAUAUCAAUUUUAAAUAUUAUACAAGGUGAAGUGGAUCCAACUCAAGUUCACAAAUCUCUGCAACGUAUACGGGAACGUAAACUGGCGCAAUUUAUACCAUGGGGACCUACCAGUAUACAGGUAGCUCUUUCUCGCUCUUCUCCUUACGUUCAAAGCAGCCAUCGCGUUUCCGGCCUUAUGCUGGCCAAUCAUACCAGUAUUUGUUCCCUGUUUGAACGCGCCCUAGGUCAAUACGAUAAGUUAAAAAAACGCGGGGCCUUUCUAGAUCAAUUUCGUCGCGAAGACAUAUUUAAAGAUGAUCUCUCUGAAUUGGAUAAUUCCCGUGAUGUAGUUGAUUGUUUGGUGCAGGAAUACGAAGCCGCUACGCAACCAAAUUAUUUGCACUGGUCUGCAAAAAAAGGCCAGGAAGAGCAGUGAAACAGGCAAAAAGCAAAAAGAUCAAAAACAUAUGCACUGAAAGCCAUAAUACGCCACCAAUCUCGAAUUUUUUCAUUAUCAUUAAAUAUAUCUUUUUAUAUAUAACUGCAUUU